This is a messenger RNA of Haliaeetus leucocephalus (bald eagle), 3399 nucleotides long. It is a transcript of the gene AIFM1, whose product is annotated as apoptosis-inducing factor, mitochondrion-associated, 1. The transcript is spliced from 16 exons. Gene Ontology annotation, molecular function: FAD binding; protein dimerization activity; NAD(P)H oxidase H2O2-forming activity. NCBI's taxonomy places the organism in Eukaryota, Metazoa, Chordata, Aves, Accipitriformes, Accipitridae. Gene Ontology annotation, biological process: mitochondrial respiratory chain complex assembly; apoptotic process. Gene Ontology annotation, cellular component: mitochondrion; cytoplasm. The record is from RefSeq and is a predicted model, not a curated record. Bases 1534 to 3240 code for a protein of 568 amino acids.
GCGGGUCCGGGUCUGGGUGAGGGUGGCGGGCGUCGUCCCUGCCGCUGGCUUCUUCCCCAUACGCGGGUCCGGGCGUCCUUUCCCGCGGAGCGGCGGCCCGGCACGGCACGGCGCUCUCUCCCUCCCCGCUGGGCCGCUGCCCGGGGGAACCGGUCGCGGUCGGGAACCGCGUUUUUCUAAAGCUGCAGCUUGCUCGGGGGCUCUCGGUUCCCGUUAGCCGGGCAGAGGGCAUCCGGAGCGCCGUUCCGGCGGCGGCGUUGGGCGGCUGCUGAAUUAGGAGGUAAUUUGACAAAACGCCGCUUUUGGCGGCGAAGUCGGCGCCGGGCACCGGUCUGCGCUCGGUGCAGCGGAAGGGCGGAGUGCUCGGCUCCGCCGGCAGCCCCGUCGGAGGAGGUUUGGGGGUGGAAAAUGGCGUGGUGGCGGAAUGGACCGGGGUGCUGGGGGGUGGAAGUGCAGAUGCUCGGCUCCCGGGAACGGGAGGGAAAACUUGUGUGUUUUGGGAAACUCUAAGUUAGGUGGAGCUGUUUAGCGUAUUUUUUAUCCAUUUGGAUGCGUGCGAUGUUGCUGCGGGUUUGCAUCGCAACAGCGUGCCUUUAGGCAAAGAGAUCAAAGGGGUAUAGCAGCCUGCAUGCCGCCUGAGCGGAGGAGGAGGGUGUUUUCUGCGUCAGGGGGGAAUCCGUUCGGCAGAAAAGCCCAACCACUUCUGCAAGCUUCAGCUGGCCGGCUGCGUUAUAAACGCACAGCGCUCGGAGCCAUCGCCGCGGUUGCACCGUUUAGAGACCUAAUUGGGACAGGCGGGAGUCUGCGGUUAAACUACAGUAAAAUAAAAUGUUAUAUAGCUGUUCAGCUAGCUGGGCUCUUUGUCUUGCUUGUGUGCUGGUAGGUGCAUUGGUCUGGACUGGUGAGCCUUGCUACUCCUUUUCAUUUGGGAUGCCCUUUUUGUCAGCAGAAGCCUCUUUCUGCUGGUAGUUUGCCUCAGUGGAAUAAGCUGUGUUGGCAAAGGGAUUUUUUGCUGGUAUAACCAUGCCUGCUGCUUGUCCUAACGAGGUUACGUUAACCUCUGCUCCCAUGUGGUGGAGCAAGACACAUCUUUAGACCGAUGCCUGCCUCGGACAGGAGAGGCCUGGAGAAGGGCGUAAGAACAGCAAACGCGCAGCAAACACGUGCAUCUCUGAUGUACUCUCCCAGCAGUAUGUGGCUUGAAGGCUCCUGCAGCUGAAGAUAGUCUUUCUAGCUUCCUAGUAGAUGUUCCUGCUAUUAAUUUGUUCAGUUACCCUUUGAUCUUAACAGAUGGUUUUGGUAUCCACAACUGCCUGGAGCUGUUUGUUGUGGCAGAGAAUAAUUCACUGCAGUCACUCAGAUGUGGUACUGGGCUUUUCAAACAAGUAGCUUGUUUACUUGGUUUCAGAAAUUACUUGAUCUCUAAAUUUAAACACAUAACUUUGUAUUGACAGUCUUUUUGUGUUUUUCUCUAAUAAAUUGUAUUCCUCAGGCAACUUGUUGCAGCGCUGGAAUGUUCCCAUAAAACUGCAGAUGAGCAGACAAGUGGCUAGCUCUGGUGUGCCUGGGGGCAAAGGCGAUAGUUCUGUUUUUGUCCUUAUUGUGGGCUUAUCAACAUUAGGAGCGGGUGCCUAUGUAUACAGAACAUUGAAAGAAAACAAAGAGCGUUUCACCAGCCGUGUCACAACGAUAACUACGCGAUCUCAAGAAAAAGAAUUGUCUCCUUCUGAUACAGAUGCUGCUUCUCAGGGCACAGCAGCUCCGGGAGCUCGCCCUGAGGUCCCAUCUCAUGUUCCUUUCCUGCUGAUCGGUGGAGGAACUGCUGCUUUUGCUGCUGCCAGAUCCAUUCGGGCUCGUGACCCUGGUGCCCGGGUGCUGAUUGUGUCUGAAGAUCCUGCCCUGCCCUAUAUGCGUCCACCUCUUUCCAAAGAACUCUGGUUUUCAGAUGAUCCAAAUGUGACAGAGACUCUGCGAUUCAAACAGUGGAAUGGCAAGGAGAGAAGUAUAUAUUUCCAGCCGCCAUCAUUCUAUGUGCCUGUUCGUGAUCUACCUCUUGUAGAAAAUGGUGGAGUAGCAGUUCUCUGUGGCAAGAAGGUUGUGCAUAUGGAUGUUAGAGGCAACAUAGUGAAACUCAGUGAUGGUACCCAGAUAUCCUAUGACAAAUGUCUAAUUGCCACUGGUGGUUCCCCAAGGAACCUACCCGCCAUUGAAAGAGCAGGAAAAGAUGUACAACAAAGGCUGACACUGUUCCGAAAGAUUGAGGACUUCAAAAGUCUGGAGAAGAUUUCAAGAGAAGUCAAGUCCAUCACAAUUAUUGGUGGUGGUUUUCUUGGCAGUGAGCUGGCCUGUGCUCUGGGAAGAAGAGCACGAACCAGAGGCCUGGAGGUGAUUCAGCUGUUUCCAGAGAAUGGCAAUAUGGGCAAAGUCUUGCCUGAAUAUCUGAGCAACUGGACCACAGAGAAAGUCAGAAGAGAGGGUGUUAAUGUCAUGCCUAACGCUGUGGUCAAGUCUGUCUCUGUCUGUGGCAAUCGGCUGAUGAUUAAACUGAAAGAUGGCCGAAAGGUGGAGACUGAUCAUAUUGUGGCUGCAGUAGGGCUGGAGCCUAAUGUGGAAUUAGCAAAGUCAGCUGGGCUGGAGGUGGACUCUGACUUUGGAGGGUUCAGGGUGAAUGCAGAGCUGCAGGCACGCUCCAAUAUCUGGGUGGCAGGGGAUGCUGCCUGCUUCUAUGAUAUCAAACUAGGUAGGAGACGUGUAGAGCACCAUGAUCAUGCUGUUGUGAGUGGAAGACUAGCUGGAGAAAACAUGACAGGAGCUGCAAAACCCUACUGGCAUCAGUCCAUGUUCUGGAGCGAUCUAGGCCCUAAUGUGGGGUACGAAGCCAUUGGCCUUGUUGACAGUAGUUUGCCAACAGUAGGAGUCUUUGCUAAAGCAACAGCAAAAGAUACACCGAAAAGUGCAACGGAGCAAUCAGGGACAGGUAUUCGAUCAGAGAGUGAAACAGAAGCAGAAGCCUCAGAAGUUCACAUUUCUCCAAGCUUUUCACCAACGCCUCAAGUUCCAAAGCAAGGAGAAGAUUAUGGCAAAGGUGUCAUUUUCUACCUCAGGGAUAAAGUUGUGGUAGGAAUCGUAUUAUGGAACAUCUUCAACAGGAUGCCUAUUGCUCGAAAGAUCAUCAAAGAUGGGGAGGAGCAUGAUGAUCUCAAUGAAGUAGCAAAGCUUUUCAACAUCCACGAAGAGUAAACUCCAGAAUGGGAACAUCGCAGUAGGAGCGAGUAAGGCAGUGGGGGCCGUUGGCUGUUUGCAUCCCUUCAUCUCGGACAACUUCCUCUGAGUACUUGUGAAUAUUUCCAGUCACCUAGAGUUCUAAUGUUUGCACCAAUAAAAUCAGAUUGUUCUAAG